Messenger RNA from Racocetra persica, 797 nucleotides. Lineage: Eukaryota; Fungi; Glomeromycota; Glomeromycetes; Diversisporales; Gigasporaceae. The record is from the annotation of a GenBank genome assembly.
AUGCAACAAUAGCACAUAUUCGAGGUACCAAUGCUGUAGCUAUAACAGGUGCAGUUACUUUUUUUCCAAAUGUUCUACUUGGACUUACAAGUGCAAACAUUAUUCUAGCCCAAGAACUUGAUGAAGAUUGGACAGUAGCUAGAGGGCAACCAACCAAUGCAGUACUAGUUGUACCAAAUGCUAAAGAAGGCGUUUCUAUUAUUUUUGCAGGAAUCCGGUCUGGACAAAGGUUGUUUCUAACUAAAAAGCAUUUCCCGUCUACUGAUAGAUAUUUGAGAAUAUUUGAAAUUGGAGAUCAAUUAGGUUAUACUUUAGCGCAAAAGAAAACACAAUUUAUGUCUAGAGUAAGAGAUGAUAUAAAGAAGAAAAUCUAUAGGAUUGGUCAGCAUAGGCCUAUUAAUAAUAUUUUUGACAAUCUAGCAGAACUUGAAUUACGUUGUAGGGUAUUAGGUCCGCCACCAUCAUAUCUUAGUUAUAUACUAGUCCCUCCUGCUAUUUCCAAUAAAACUCCUCCACCAAUUUCUUCUAAAAAUAUAGAGCAAUUACGUUAUUUAUAUAAAAGUAAUAAUCCCUUUGAUGGGCCUCCUGUACUAUAUAAAUCAGAUAAAUUAUGUUCAGCAAGAAUUGAUAGAUUAGAAUCUAUAAUGGGUAAAAUUGCAGACACCGUGAGUAGUGUUGCAGAUUCUGUAGAACAAUUAACUAAUCAAUUAGGAAAAAUGUCACUUAAUGAUCAAUCUCGAAAGCCUUUCUAUUGCAGUAAUUGCGGACAGGAAGGGCAUAAGAAAAUAAUUGCCCUA